Molecule: messenger RNA, 4886 nt
Organism: Spodoptera litura
Lineage: Eukaryota; Metazoa; Arthropoda; Insecta; Lepidoptera; Noctuidae
Source: RefSeq, a predicted model, not a curated record
UGCUUCACGGCCGUCCCGUGCUUCGUGAACGCGGUGCUUGACCCCCGCAUACUCAUCCGCUUGUUGCCAUGCGGAAGACAUCACAAGAUGGUGGAGAUUCAACCUCUAUUACCAGUGGAAUAGAAAAUGAAAUUAAAAAGCCUGGAGCAAUUGGAAAAACAAAAAAGAAUUCCAUUAAACGGAAAGCGCAGAAUUUCAGCCACGAAUCUGAUGAUGCCGUUAUUGAGCCACUCUUACAGAAAGAUAAAGAAAAGCCCGAAACAACAAAGCCAAGUGCCAAAUUUAACAUUUUGUCAAAAACUAAGACUGACGAUAUGAGUGAAAAAGGAACCGAUAAGGACAAACUAAUAACGAAUGACAAACUGCAGAAGUCAGGUAUAUCGAAUGCUUCUGAUAUCACUGACAAAAUAUUAUCUUCUUCUAAUUCGAAAGAAAACAAUGUACCUAAAAUAACAAGUGCCAAUGCUCCUUUACAUAAUCACAUGAAUACCAACGUAUUUGGUUCACCUGAUGGCUUAAAAGGAUUUGUUGCACCAAAAAGCCAAAUUUUAGUAGAGAUUGAUGGUUGUAAGCAGGUCGGAUAUAAUCCAAGUCCAUUAAUAUUCACAACAGCGAAAAUACAUACUGAUGGAAAAACGAAACACAUGGAACCAGUUCAAGUAACUCCAGUACCAAUUCUAUCAACAAUUGAAGUGAGUGUCUUGAAAAGUGGAGGCAAUGCAUCUGAAAACUCUAGUCAAGUGAGCUCCAAUAUCAGUACAGUAUAUGCGAUCCCUCAUAGUAGCAAACAUAUAAUAGAACCAACCUACAAAGCCGUCAAUAAUAUACCAACGACACAAAAUAAAGCAGUUAUUGACAACAAGAUCUCUAGUAUAAUAAGCACUGAAUUAGAUAAGACCUCAAAAGUAUUAUCAUCUAGCAAAGAAGUAAAACCAACACCAUCUAAAGUAACUCCUACCGGAAUACCAGAUAAUACGUCGGGGAAUAAAAGCUUUACUAAAGAAAAUAAAUCAGAGAAAGAUGAGAAACAUAUAAAACCACCUAUAUCACAGAUUGGUAAUUAUAGUGAUGUCAAAGCUAUAUCAAGUUCGAUUGCUACGACGAAAUCUGUUCCAACUAAUAAUUCUGUGAAAGAUAGUGGAGUGUUUGAUAAAACUAAAGAUAAGUUAGAAACACUUCGGCAACCUGAACAUAAAAUUGAAUUGACUAAGACUGCUAAACUAGACAGCACCGACUCACGAAAAAACAAAGAACUUGAUGACAUUAAGACAAGUAAGGACAAAAUUAAAGAAACUUCAAAUACUUUCACUAAUAACAGGCAAUUGCAGCGCCAAAGUAUUAUAGACAAGGAAGAUAUGAUAUCGAAUAUAAAACCAGCUAACGAUUUCAAAACCACAAUUAAAUCAGUUGAUAGUCAAAAGAAUAAAUCAGCAGACAGUCAAAAGUCCUCUAAAAUUGAAACCAGUGACAAAACUAAAUUGCCAAAGCUCAGUGCCAAUAGUAUUCCAGUAACUAAUGUACCAAAUAAUAACAACACUAAUACUAAUAUAGCACCUACCUUAUCCACAAAUGUAAAUAAAAAUGUUAGUGCCAAUAAAUCAUCAAUUUCUUCAUCUGUUGUAAAAUCACCUAAUCCAACAACUAAAAACUUGUCGGAAGGUAAGUCACCUGCUACAAUAACUACAACUUCAUCUGCUGGCAAAAUAUCUACUUCAGCAACUACCCCGUUAACUACCAAUAAGACGAUGGUAUCAACAAUGAGUUCGUCGGAUGCAACUGCAUCGACAAUCAAUAAAAAUAUGUUUACUCCUGUCUCUACAACAGCUCCUGUAAAAAAGACAUCUGUCCCCAGCACCACAGAUUCGUUGACCAAUAAAACAGUGCCUGCAUCGGUGACAGCAGCUUCUAAAAAAGUUACUGUUCCGUCAACUAUAAAGACAGACAACAAAUCAGCUAUUGCAUCCACAGCUAUAACUAACGCUCCGAGUAACAAGACGUCUCAGUCAAUAACAUCUUCAGGAGCAAAUAAGGGGCAUAAUCCUAUAGUUACUACAUCAACGGUUAAAAUGACUUCAGGGCCUCAUACCACGACGACAUGUGACAAAACCAGCACAUCGAAUUCAAUUUCAUCAGCCAAAUCUAUUACUUCAAACACUGCUUUAGCAAAACCGACUGCUACAAAUGCGUCUUCAGUUUCAAAAACUUUAAAUACUGAAAAAUCAUCUGUUACUGCUACUUCUGGAAACAUCAAACCAGAGGUAACGAAAGCAAGCUCCAAUGUUAAAUCACAAGAAACAAACAUUCAAUCCAAACCUACAAGUUCUAUAACUACUACGAAACCAUCAAAAAAUUCAUCAUCUGUAACUCCUGUAACCACUUCCCAAAUGAUUGAUACAACUAAAUCACAGAAUACAAUAACGACAGCGAAACCGAUAUCAAGUAAAACAAUUCCACAGACCAUAGUAGAUAAAUCAACAGACGUCGCACCAAACAGCUCGACAAGCAACGAAAAACCUUUAUCAGUAAAAAGUAGUGGCACAUCAACAACUUUAGCUACAACGAGUGGAGUGUCAAACGUUACAGUUACUGCUGCUGCAACUUCUUCUACCUUGGCUUCUUCUGGAUCAUCAUCGAAAACUACCGAAGGAAAUAAACAAAAUGAAUCAAAGUCGAAAGAAUUAAGUAAUGGUAGCAAAAGUUUAAAAGCUUAACAGUUAUUACGAAAUGAGUUUGGGUUUUUAGGAGAUAUACAAGUGGCUCAAUCCAUAGUUGUAAUGAUAAUAAUUAAUUUGUAUAACGAAGUAUUCCAAAAUUUAUCACAAGGUAUAAUGUACAAUCUAGUCAUCAAGAUGCUUGUAUUCUAGGUUGCACAACUCACUUUUCUUAUGAUAUAGAUAUUUCCUUAUUCCUCGCUCAGCGUAGUGGAAUAGUGUGUUAUAAAUAGCUGUAAAUACCUAUCAUAGUACAUUAUGUGAACUGAAUGGUCAAUGUGUCUAAUCUUCUGUAUGCAUGAAAUCAUACUAAUAAUUAUAUUAGGUACUUAGUUAAAGGUGCGUGUUGGAGUAGAAAUAUUUGUAGGUAAAGGUUGACCCGUGUAACACGUGUAUUUGCUCAUGGUAAAUAAAUGAAAGGAAUUGAAAAGUUUAUAAAAACUGUUAAUUAUACUUUGAAUAGAAAAAUAAUUACUUAAUUUAAAUCAGAAUUUUUACCUUCCAAGUGCCAUUUCGAAGCCUGUUUGAAAAUAUGCAUAGCAAUAUUACCGAUUAGUUACCAAAACAUGGAAUGUUAUACGUUGACGGACAUACGGAUGGUAGGUUAGUGGUGCUAAGAAAGACAUAUUUUUCAUAGACAAUAUUAUUAUUAUAUUUUCGAUACCAUUUAGAGAUGAAUACCUAGUUUCAUCUCACAGUGUCAAUUUAUAUCAUUAUUAAAUUGAUGUGUAUCUAUCAUUGACAACCAGAAAUGAAGUAAAUAAAAUAUAAUAUGUAUUAUUCAUUGCACCUAUUUAUAGGUGCUCUGUAAAUUCAUUUAUCAAUGACGAGAGAAAAUUAUAAAAACGCAGGGUAGAAACUGAUAAUACAAGAAUUAUUAAUUUAAUAAUAGCAAUCUAAAAUUCAUUAAUGUAUGUUUGAAGAUUGAGUAUUAUUUUUUUAGAAAGCUAAUUUGCGGCGGAUGAUAUAACAUAUAUUAUUUCAUUUUGAACAGAAACUUGACUUAACCAAUGAAGGCAAAGCACAAUAUUGGAAUGAUGUCCGGUAAAAUCUAGUAUUAUGGCUCCCGUUGCAUUUGAUACUUGAGCUUUUAAGAUGAGAAUGUGUGCAUACCAUGAAGGUGUAGUAAGAUACCAUACUUCUUCAUAGCAAGAUCGUUGCUCCCAAAAAAUCUUAAUCGAUUAAAAGAGCAGAUUGUAAGAUUCCAUCGUACAAAGCACUCAGCAAGCAAAAUUAUUUAUUACAUUGUCAAAUUAAAAAAAUAUAUUUUCUUUUAAUUGUAUAAAUUGAUUGUCAAACAAUAGACUUAUAAUACAAUAGUACGGUUCGUAUGAGAGGUAUGUACAUUAAUUUUAUCAAUGCAGCUGCAACAUGUUUACAAAUAUUAGAUACAAACUUAGUUGUCAAAUAACACCAACGUCCCAGCACAAUUGUUAUUGUAGUAGAUCGUCCAGUUAAUAAUGAAUUCCGUCUGUAAAUGCACAAAACAUUUUAUUUUCUGUUUCGAUAGUAUGUCAUAAAUAAGUCUCAAAUAGUUUCAAUAGUAAUACAUAGUUACUGGAUGGCGGAAUACAUUUUUACGAUAAAACACAGCAGAUUUUAAGAAACAUAUUUUGAGAGAGAUGAGAUGGAUGUCUCCCAUGUAUUAAACCAAUAAUCACACGGAAAAAUAUAAGGUCAGUUCCAAUUUACAAUGUCUUUUUAGAUACUGCCUGAAACCCUAUUUUAACAGUAGAAGACGACCAUAUAAAUAAUAUUUUGAAUUAAUUUUACUUAGCGAACGAAUUUAAUGAGCUUUCUUUACAUACAGCAACUCAGUGUGUUAAAGAAACUGUAGCUGGAGAAUGAAGCGAGGUUAGAGUAGGAUUUGAAUUUCAGUUAUUUUUAAUCAUCUGUCUAAUUUGAUGAAAUUAAAACCAUACAUAAAGUUACAGCAGGAUUCGUGAACAAUAUUUGAUCGCCUGAAGAACUGAAUAAAUGACUGACUCCGACAGUAAGAACAGUUUGUCUGAUUGUGAGGGUAAUGCUGAUUGGAUAGAUGUCCGUUAUAAUUUCAGUCCCUAGCAGUAGAUAUUUUCAACUCUCAUGAAUAUAAAUCGAUUAUAAAUUAAAAUCUUCCCAAAGAUAAAAUCGAGCAAAUAAAAUUUUGGAAUAAUAACACGUGUUAUAAAAAUU